CAUAUUAUGCCUCCCUCUCCAUUGAAUUGGCAAUGAACAAUUACUUUUCCUCCGGAUUCCCUCCCCCCGCCGUCCCCGGCCUGGAAGAACCUGCUCGCUGCGACUGGGAUUUUUCUCUUUCCACCGUCGUCUCCUCCACCGCCAACGCCACCGUCUCCGACACUCUAGGCGUCAUCGAAUUCGACCCUUCCAAUACCAUCUUAGCAACCGGAGGAAUCGCGAGAAAGAUUGGAAUUUACACUUUGAAAUCCUUGUUGCCACAGGAGGAGAGGCAAAGCAUUGCUUUUCUGGACCAUGUUAACGCCUGUAAUUAUUACAUCUUUACCCCAGCUAAGCUCAGUAGUCUUAGAUGGAAACCGGGGUCCAGUGGUCGCGUCUUGGGAUCCGGAGACUACGACGGCGUCGUCACGGAAUAUGAUCUAGAGAGGAAGGUUUCGAUCUUCGAACGCGACGAGCACAGCGGGAGACGCGUUUGGAGCGUGGACUAUUCCCAUUCGGACCCGUUUCUCGGUGCAUCCGGCUCCGACGACGGAACCAUGCAAAUCUGGGACCCACGUUGCAGCGAAGGAGGAGGAAGAUGCGUGGCGAAGGUGCAGCCCACGGCGACGAGGAGUUCAGUCUGUUGCGUCGAAUUCGACCCAUUCGGAGACACAUUGGUAGCCGUCGGAUGCGCCGACAAGAAGGCCUACGCCUACGACGUGCGGAGAAUAACGGAGCCGGUAUACACAUUCGACGGACAUACCAAAACGGUGACGUACGUCAGGUUCCUCGAUGCCGGAACAAUUGUUACCGCCAGCAUAGACGGUUGUUUGAAACUAUGGAACGUCGAUGAUUCAAGGUUGAUUAGAACAUACAAAGGGCACGUAAACAGUCGAAGCUUUGUGGGGCUAUCAGUUUGGAGACAUGGUGGGUUGCUUGGAUGCGGAUCAGAAGAUAACCAAGUUUUUGUCUAUGACAAACGAUGGGGUGAACCCAUUUGGGUGCAUGGGUUCGAGGCAAUGGGCAGAGCCAGAGAUAGGUUCGACCAUGGGUUCGUCAGCAGUGUGUGCUGGAAACAAGUCAAUGAGGACCAGUCCACACUUGUGGCUGGAGGUUCCAAUGGGGUUUUACAGGUAUUUUUCGGCAAGAGGAGGUCAGAAACAUAAUCUUCCCCUUUUUUCCGUACAAAUUAUGAGCAUUUUUCAUUGUUGUGUUUCCCAUACCUUAAAUUUGAGACUUUAAGUAAACUGAAACAAUUGUAUACGACUUUAGCAUUGUUGUGUUAACUGACAUUUUUAGUGUUCAGUUUUAGGGUUUUAGAUUGGAUGCAAGUAUUGUUGUUAUUAUUAAAUAAGCAGCCAAAAGGGUAUGGAGGGCAAGGGGCAAUGGGUUUGUUUGUGACUGAUAAACAGCUGUUCCAUAUUAAAGCGCAGCUAC
Hibiscus syriacus is the source of this 1416-nucleotide messenger RNA. Its product is annotated as WD repeat-containing protein RUP2-like. Gene Ontology annotation, molecular function: protein binding. The coding region runs from base 33 to 1145 and encodes 370 amino acids. Lineage: Eukaryota; Viridiplantae; Streptophyta; Magnoliopsida; Malvales; Malvaceae. The transcript has a single exon. Gene Ontology annotation, biological process: response to UV-B. The record is from RefSeq and is a predicted model, not a curated record.